AUGGCCUCACCUCAACUCGCGACCUUCCAGAUCCCGGAUAUUCAAAAUGAGCCAAUGAAAUCUUAUGCUCCCGGUUCACCAGAACGACAUGCAUUGCAGGCUGCGAUUGACCAGAUGCAGCAGGAAUUGCCCUUUGAGGUGCCUUGUAUCAUCAAUGGAAAGCCUGUUAAAACUGGGAAGCUAGCAAAGCAACCUCUACCUCACGACCAUGCCAAUCAUCUCUGCACAUAUCAUGAAGCGGAUCCUGAGACGGUAGCAAGCGCCAUUGACGGAGCACUCGCGGCUAAAGCUGAGUGGGAGAGCAUGCCAUGGGCCGACCGUGCUGCUAUCUUCCUCAAGGCGGCCGAUCUCGUCAGUGGGAAGUACAGAUACAAGCUGAUGGCUGCUACUAUGCUUGGACAAGGAAAGAACCCAUGGCAGGCUGAGAUCGACGCUGCAGCAGAGCUGACAGAUUUCCUGCGAUUUGGAGUCAAGUAUGUGAGCGAGCUGUACGCUCAGCAGCCUCCGAAGAACUCGCCUGGUGCUUGGAACCGUAUUGAGUAUCGGGCUUUGGAAGGCUUCGUGUUUGCUGUCACUCCAUUCAACUUUACUGCUAUUGGUGGUAACCUUACCGGUGCUCCCGUCCUCGUCGGAAACGUAGUCGUCUGGAAACCUUCACCUGCUGCUACUUACUCCAACUACAUCGUGCAUCAAAUCUUCUCGGAGGCAGGUGUUCCACCUGGUGUCAUCCAGUUCGUUCCUGGUCCUCCAGCCAGAACACCUUCAUCUUCAAGAAGCUCUGGAAAGAUAUCAGCUGCUAAUCUGGAUGUGUACAAGGGCUACCCGCGGAUCGUCGGUGAGACGGGAGGCAAAAACUUCCACCUCGUCCACGAGUCGGCAGAGAUAACGAACGCUGUCUUGCAAACUAUCAGAGGCGCGUUCGAGUAUUCGGGCCAAAAAUGCUCUGCGCUGUCCCGACUUUAUGUCUCUUCAUCGGUAUGGAAGAACGGGUUCAAAGAUCUGCUACUGGAAGAAGUUGCCAAGAUCCGCGUUGGAAGCCAGCUCGAUUGGAGUAACUUCUUGGGUCCCGUCAUCGGUCGGCCUGCCUAUGACAAGAUCACAGGAUACAUCAAAAAGGCCAAGGAAGCUGGUGGUGAGAUUCUCAUCGGUGGUAGUGGCGAUGACUCCAAGGGCUAUUUCGUGCAGCCAACUGUGAUCCUAAGCAAAGACCCCACGUCCGUUACUCUCGUCGAGGAGAUAUUUGGCCCCGUCUUGACUGUCUUCGUGUUUGAGGAUGCCGACUUUGAGAAAACGCUUGAUCUCAUCGAUGAGACUACCGAAUACGGUCUCACAGGGUCCAUAUUCGCCUCUGACCGCAAAGCCCUGAUCAAAGCCGAUAACAAGCUCCGCAAUGCUGCCGGUAACGUGUACUACAACGAAAAAUGCACUGGGGCUGUUGUCGGGCAGCAGCCAUUCGGUGGUGCUCGUGCUAGUGGGACGAACGAUAAGGCGGGAAGUAUUAGUAUCUUCUAUCGCUUCAUCAGUGCAAGGAGUAUCAAGGAGAACUUCGUCGGGUUGGAAGAUUUCAAGUAUCCUUCGAACCUGGUCUAAGAAGCAAAUAAGGUGAAGUUGUAAUUGUAAGUAAAUGCUUAUAC
Messenger RNA from Desarmillaria tabescens, 1634 nucleotides. RefSeq names its product delta-1-pyrroline-5-carboxylate dehydrogenase. Lineage: Eukaryota; Fungi; Basidiomycota; Agaricomycetes; Agaricales; Physalacriaceae. The transcript is spliced from 12 exons. Gene Ontology annotation, cellular component: mitochondrial matrix. The record is from RefSeq and is a predicted model, not a curated record. Gene Ontology annotation, molecular function: L-glutamate gamma-semialdehyde dehydrogenase (NAD+) activity. Bases 1 to 1590 code for a protein of 529 amino acids.